AUGUGGAUAACAGCGAUAAGAAAGCUUAACAGAGCGAGAGAUAUGAAAAUUUUCGACAACUGUCAAUCAGUUAGUGCCGGUCAAUCAUUCAUUAAACUCUGAUACCGUUAACCACACCAUGGCUUCAACAUCUUCAUCUACAUCAAACGAAGAAAAAGACACACUGAUUUUUGCUCACGUUUUAUUCCGUCACGGUGCGCGUAAUAUUGUGGCUCCAUAUCCAACUGAUCCAUUCAAGGAUGAAAGUCAUUGGCCAGAAGGAUUCGGACAGUUAACCAAUGUGGGUAAACGACAGCUAUACAGACUGGGACUAUAUUUGCGCAGACGCUACGAUAACCUCAUCGACGAGAAGUAUUCGUACAAGGACAUACAUGUUCAAUCAACUGAUUUUUGCAGAACCAUAAUGAGUGCUCAGGCUUGCUUAGCCGGGUUAUAUAGACCGUCCGAAGAGGACAAACUUGACGAGGACAUCAACUGGCAGCCGAUUCCUGUUCAUACAAUUCCAACGCAUUUGGAUCAUGUGUUGGUCACAGGCAAAAAAUGCCCGAGAUUUCAACGUGCUCACGUAAACUACCUUCAAAAUACGUCGAUGAUGAAAGAUGUCCUUUCUGAGUAUAAGCCUCUGUUUGCGCAUUGGUCCCAACAUAGUGGAAUGAAUAUUCAAUCAAUUGAUUCGGUUAACCUACUAUACAACACACUCAGCAUUGAACAGGAACAGAACAAGCCAUUACCGACAUGGGCUGAAAGGGCUUUGCGGCCGGACAGUCCUAUGAACUACAUUGCAAAUCUGUACUUUCAAUCGUAUGCCGCCACACCCGAACUGGCCAGAUUGAAGCAAGGAUUUUUGAUCAAGGAGAUCAUGGAACGAUUUUCGAAAAAAAUUCAUUCAACUUUAAAACCGGACCGGAAACUGUGGCUGUAUUCUGCUCAUGAUCUUACCAUUAUUAACGUACUCAACUCGCUUGGACUAUUCGAGGUAUUCAAGUUUGCUUUCGAUCAGCCGCAUUUCCCACCAUACGGAGCCAGUUUGCACUUUGAACUCUUCAGAACGAGCAAAGGCGAGCACUAUUUCAAGAUUUUUUACAGAAAAGCGGAAGAGGAAUAUCCGGAUCCGAUAAGUAUACCGGGAUGCGGUGAAAGUUGUACGCUAAAGCAAUUCUACGAUUUGUAUAGUCAAAUUAUUCCCGGCGAUUUCGAGAGGGAGUGCUGGCUCCCCGCAUAAAUUGACGAACAA
Messenger RNA from Bradysia coprophila, 1234 nucleotides. RefSeq names its product prostatic acid phosphatase-like. NCBI's taxonomy places the organism in Eukaryota, Metazoa, Arthropoda, Insecta, Diptera, Sciaridae. The record is from RefSeq and is a predicted model, not a curated record. Gene Ontology annotation, biological process: dephosphorylation. Gene Ontology annotation, molecular function: phosphatase activity.